AAAAGGUAAUCGGAUUAAUGACAAAAGCAUUGAUCUAUAUAGCUAUUUUCAGUACAAGUAUGCAUGCUGCGCUGAACCUUGGGUGAUCCUCCAAGCCUCAUUGGUAAUCCAAAGGAAACCUUUGUACUACAUUGUGAAUCUGAUAAUCCCAACUUCGAUCAUUACCAUGGUUUCCAUCACAGGAUUUUUUACUCCAGCAUCUACAGAUGAUGAUAGGACGGAGAAAAUUAAUUUAGGUAAUGUCUUCAUCCAUUGA
This is a messenger RNA of Strongylus vulgaris, 256 nucleotides long. The record is from the annotation of a GenBank genome assembly. Lineage: Eukaryota; Metazoa; Nematoda; Chromadorea; Rhabditida; Strongylidae.